Tauraco erythrolophus (red-crested turaco) is the source of this 1029-nucleotide messenger RNA. Lineage: Eukaryota; Metazoa; Chordata; Aves; Musophagiformes; Musophagidae. The record is from RefSeq and is a predicted model, not a curated record.
GUCGAACUUCACGUCCACCUGGAUGGAGCCAUUCGACCAGAAACAAUCCUGCACUUCGGCAGGAAAAGAGGAGUUCCUCUCCCCGGCAGCACCGUUGAUGACCUCCUGAAGCACGUCAGCUACAAAACACCUCUGACACUUACCCAGUUUCUAGAGAAAUUUAAUCACUACAUGCCUGCCAUUGCGGGUGACCGUGAGGCGGUGAGGAGAAUCGCCUACGAGCUGGUGGAAACGAAAGCGAAAGAAGGCGUCAUCUACGUGGAGGUCCGGUACAGCCCUCACCUCUUGGCCAACUGCCGCGUGGAUCCCAUCCCCUGGGGCCAAACCGAGGGAGACCUCACUCCAGAUGAAGUCGUUAACCUCGUAAAUCAGGGACUACAGGAUGGAGAAAGGGAUUUCCGCAUCAAAGCCAGGUCUAUUCUAUGCUGCAUGCGCCAUAUGCCAAGCUGGUCUCCAGAGGUGGUGGAGCUCUGCAAGAAGUAUCGAAACAAUUCUGUGGUGGCCAUCGACCUGGCUGGGGAUGAGUCCCUGAAGGUGGAGAACUCCUCUGAGCAUAAGAAGGCUUACGAGGAAGCCGAAAGAUGCGGGACCGCUGGGGAGGCUGGCUCGGCUGCCAUGAUCAAGGAGGCGGUUUAUCUCCUGAAGGCUGAGCGCAUUGGCCAUGGCUACCACGUCCUGGAGGACCCCGAGCUCUACAAGGAGCUGUUGAGAGCAAAGAUGCAUUUUGAGGUCUGCCCUUGGUCCAGUUAUCUCACUGGAGCAUGUCUUCCGGACUUUGGGAAACACCCAGUAGCACAAUUUAGGAAGGAUCGAGCUAACUAUUCUAUAAACACGGAUGACCCCCUCAUCUUUAACUCCAACAUUGACAAGGAUUACAGCAUAGUGAAGAACUACAUGGGCUUCACUGAAGAGGAGUUCAAGAGAGUGAACAUCAACGCAGCUCAGUCCAGCUUCUUACCCGAGAAAGAAAAGCAGGAGCUGCUGGACACGCUGUACCAAGCCUAUGGGAUGGUCCCCAACGCAUUGUAA